Messenger RNA from Anopheles marshallii, 1557 nucleotides. RefSeq names its product lysyl oxidase homolog 2B-like. Gene Ontology annotation, biological process: peptidyl-lysine oxidation. NCBI's taxonomy places the organism in Eukaryota, Metazoa, Arthropoda, Insecta, Diptera, Culicidae. Gene Ontology annotation, molecular function: copper ion binding; protein-lysine 6-oxidase activity. Gene Ontology annotation, cellular component: membrane. The transcript has 2 exons. The coding region runs from base 1 to 1557 and encodes 518 amino acids. The record is from RefSeq and is a predicted model, not a curated record.
AUGAUGUCUCGGUUGGUGUGGUACGUACUGCUGGCGAUGCUGACACUUACGCUACGCACCGGAGAUUGUGCGAUCGAGGACGGUAACCGUACCUCCGCGCUGGAAGAGGCUCGACUGCAGCGAGAAAAUCUUGUGCGAAAGUAUCUGAAGCGGUUGAAGAAGGAGGACGGUGCCCUGAAGUUGGUUGGCGGUCGGGGUGACUAUGAGGGCAAUGUGGAGAUAUUUCAUGCCGGCAAAUGGGGUGCCAUCUGCGAUGACGAGUGGGAUCAGGCCGAGGCGGAGGUCGUCUGCCGGCAGCUCGGCUUUCCCGGGCACGCGAAACCAACACACACCGGUUACUUUGGGCGGGCGAAGCGAAAGUUCUGGAUGGACAAUCUGUGGUGCGGUGGCAAGGAGGCGGAACUGGCCGAUUGUCACUUUGACGGUUGGGGCACGAACGAUUGUGAGGCGGGUGAGGCGGCGGGCGUGAUUUGCAAACCGCACGACACGGAAACAACGAGCAAGAAGCCGAUUCCGAUCGAGUUUAAGGUGCCGAAAGAGCGGUUUGGGCAACGGGUCGAAUUACGGCUCGUCGGUGGGCGAGUGACGGGGGAGGGUCGGGUGGAGGUGCGGAUCGUGGAUGGGGAAGGAGCGGCCGGACCCUGGGGUAGUGUAUGUGGGGACGGUUGGGGCUUGCUGGAGGGAAAUGUUGUCUGUCGUCAGCUGAACCUUGGCUACGCGAAUAAUGCCGUCCAGACGGACUUCUUUUCGGAGGAAUCGGAAUCGAAAGCACAACUCCCGGAACGGAUCUUGCUGAGCGGGACGGAGUGCUUUGGGAACGAGAGUACAUUGGCCGAUUGUUUGCAUGACCCAAUUGGUGAGGGUUCGGAAAUUCGUUGUAGCGAGCGACGCGGCCAUGUAGCGGCGGUGACGUGUGUACCACAAAUGGCCGACCUUGUGUUCGAUCACGUCGAGAUGGAACAAUCGUUACAUCUCGAGGAUCGUCUCAUGUACCUGCUGCAGUGCGCAAUGGAGGAAAACUGUGUAGCCACGCAGGCGUACGACAUCCAGCGAGACAAUCCCAACUGGCAUCUGGAGUCGCGCCGAUUGCUGAAGUUUACCGCACGCGUUGUUAACAUGGGCACGGCAGACUUCCGGCCCCACAUACCCAAACAUCUGUGGGAGUGGCAUCUGUGCCAUAUGCACUAUCACAGCAUGGAGGUGUUUGCGACGUUCGACGUGAUCGACGGACGGGGCAAGCGAGUGGCCGAAGGUCACAAGGCGUCCUUCUGUCUCGAGGACAACCAGUGUUUGCCGGGUGUGGAACCACGGUACGCUUGUGCCAACUACGGCGAUCAGGGCAUAUCGGUGAACUGUUCCGACAUCUACCGGCACAACAUCGACUGCCAGUGGGUGGACAUCAGUGAGCUUGACUUCGGGGAGUACACGAUGCGCGUGGCGAUCAAUCCCGAGUUUAAGGUACCGGAAAUGCGGUUUGAUAACAAUGCGGCCACCUGUCGUCUGCUCUACACGCAAACGUAUGCCCGAGUGUUUGACUGUAAGCUGGAACGUCCGUAA